Messenger RNA from Aspergillus oryzae RIB40, 405 nucleotides. RefSeq lists its product as uncharacterized. The record is from RefSeq and is a predicted model, not a curated record. The coding region runs from base 1 to 405 and encodes 134 amino acids. The transcript has a single exon. Lineage: Eukaryota; Fungi; Ascomycota; Eurotiomycetes; Eurotiales; Aspergillaceae.
AUGGGUAAGGAUGGGGAUCUAAUCCUCAUAACCAAAUUCGGGUAUAGGAUCAUAGGAACCUUGGUUCUUAGGGUUGUUGAUACCGUUUCUGAACUAGAUGAACAUAUUUUCGUCCCUGAGGAGAGAUUGAGAAUAGGUGUUCUUGGGAAUGGGAUCAAGAUUGGUGUUAUUCGGGCUUGGGCUGUGCAGUUACAGUAUCGUGGUGUUGGAGUUGGGAGGAGUCUGUUGGAGGCUGCUGUUGAGGUUUCUAGAAAGACAGGGUGGAGGGGGCCGGUAUUUUCGGUGGGGCAUGCGACUUCGAAGUGGUUUGGUUUGGGGGUUGGUUCUAUGGGAAUGGAGAGGUAUGAGUGGGCUUGGGAGCUUUUGGAAGAUGUUAGAGGGGAGUUUGGGAUAGUGGGCGGGUGA